Coffea arabica (coffee) is the source of this 541-nucleotide messenger RNA. RefSeq lists its product as uncharacterized. Gene Ontology annotation, molecular function: DNA-binding transcription factor activity; DNA binding. NCBI's taxonomy places the organism in Eukaryota, Viridiplantae, Streptophyta, Magnoliopsida, Gentianales, Rubiaceae. The record is from RefSeq and is a predicted model, not a curated record.
UAUGGAGAUGUGUAAUAGAACUGGCGUCAGGAAGUAUAAGAAAUCGGCUUUUCCGCGUCUCCGGUGGACGCCGGAGCUUCAUGAGCACUUCAUUGAAGCUGUAGAACACCUUGGUGGAAAGCACAAAGCAACGCCAAAGGGAAUCGUGCAAAUGAUGGGUGUAAGCGGACUUCAGGUGUCUCAUGUCAAAAGUCAUCUGCAGAUGUAUAGAAAUAUGAAGAAGAGGGCCACUAUUAACCUGGUGGUACCUAUGAAGCUGCAUGAGGAGGAGACCCCAGAUGCUGUAGUUUGGUCCCUUACCAGGAAAGUUGGCAAAGACCAAGAAGGACCACCAAAAGAAAGGAAGGAACCCGAAAGCUCGAUCACUUGCAAAAGCAGAGGGAAAAACGAAACUAUUAAUCAAGGGGAUCCUUUACUCAAUUUCCAGGUCAUACAAGGUGAUACAAGUUGUUUCUAUGCGUCAAAAGAAAGUGAGAAUGGAAUUUUUGACUUUUUACAAUCCAUUGCUGAAUGCGGAAAAAAGGGGAACUUGUGGUCCUAA